ACAAAAUGCAGCUCAUAAAAAAUAGAGAAUCAGCCUGAAAAGACAGCCCCUUAGCGAAAACAAUUAAACGAAUGUAAUUAUUUGUGGACCGCAAUGCCCCAAUGCUGAAUAUCCGAAGCACGGUUGGAACAUCGACAGCGUUGCCGUUGUUAAUUGCCGACGAGCACAGAUAAAGGUACGGCAGCGUUAUUCUGUGUCCAGACGCUAACUGCACCAUGUGUUCUCACAGGAAGAGGAAUCGAUAGUUUAAUAUGUCUCUGAUUCCCUCCUCGGUUUGAACGCUGAGAUCAACACGUGAAGCGAGAGAGGUUAACUUUUUGGACGCUGCGGUCGGAAUUUAUCGCCCGGUGAAAGGGAUUCAGAUAUAUGUGAACGCCGGUUUGUGUAGAGGAAGAAUGCGGAUUUGCGAUAAAGCAACUCUACUGUAACGUGAAGGCAUGACAAGUUGGAAUGUUACAGGGACGAACGUGAUUCGAACCAGGAAUGACAGUCCUAUAGAGUGAGUGGUCAAGGAUAUGCUCAAGAUGGCAGGAGGUGUGGUUUUAGCUCACCUGGUCAUUUGCACAGUGUGGUUUAUCGGCCAUGGAGCGUUCGCAGCCACGCUUAAUAUAGGGGUGCUACCAUCAUGGCGGGAAGUGGUGGCCAACUCAUCUCGUGGCGUUAGCAACGUCAUCAACUACAACAUCACCAACCUGAAGUUUCACGACAUCUACACGAAUGAUGGUCAGAGCACCUACACACGGAUGGGAGAAGUUCAUCGAAGAAUACAACAUUGGUCCAUCGACGCCAUUAUCGGUCCCUAUGACAACGGCGUUGCUUUGGCAGCGGAAGAACGGAAGAUACCCUACCUUGCUACGUCUCCCGUAACCAGGGAGAUGCUAAAACACACUGUCCAGCUCUUACCGGAACUGGACGACUUCUGUCAGGCCCUGCUGGAAUUUGCACAAAAACAGAACUGGAAAAAGAUUAGCGUCUUCUAUGAUGAUGAUAAAGGUUUGGCGGUGCUGGAACGACUGAUGACAAACCAUUCUCUAUCUGUCAAGGCCUGGAGACUCCCCGACCCAGGGUCGAAAACACGUGACACGCACCGGAUCAUGGGGUCGAAAGCAAGAGAGGCGCUUGUGCAGAUGCGUAAAGUUCUGGUGGAACACUCCAUAGUGAUAUGCGGUAAACUCUACACGGAGUUCCUGCUCAGAGAGGCUCGCAACCUCGCCAUGUUAUCAACGCCUCCGUACGAAUGGGGCUUCUACGAUCCGGGCGACGCUAUAGGCGAUCUGUUCGAGCCUUACCGAGACAUCGCCGUCAACUUCACUGUGUUCUCCUUGUUGCCUUAUAACUCCUCCGUCAGCGACAUGACCAACCUCAACAACAACAGCCACAUCCACCAGAGGAAGCUUGAGUACGCCCUCGCCCACGACGCCAUGCAGCUUCUGAUAGCGUCCAGCAUGCAGACAAAUGACAAUCUCCUGAACACCAUCAAGAGUAACCAAGAGUUUGGUUUGACUGGUAACCUUCAGUUAGACACUCACGGCAAAAGGUCUAACUUUUCCGUCUAUCUAACUGGCUACACGGGCAACGAGAGUUACCCGGUGAGUGGUAUUUACAGCUAUCCGCACGGAGAGUGGCUGAAGCGUCCGUCUCACAGUUACCUUCUCCUCAACACGUCUCAAGCUCCCCCAAAGCGACGACGUAUUUUCCCCCUAAAAGGUCGCACGGUCAAGGUCGUCAUGAUUCUUGAGCAGCCCUUCACGAUGUACAAGAGGGAUGCGGUCAUGAGACGCGGUAACGACCGGUUUGAGGGGUUUGCCGUCGAUCUACUGACACACGUGGCUGAGACGCUGAGUUUCAACUUUGAGAUCUACCUGGUUCCUGAUGGGAACUUCGGCAGCAAGAAAGAUGGCGAGUGGAAUGGCAUCAUAAAAGAGUUGCUUGAUGGAGAAGCAACGAUGUCAGUGGCUCCCCUCAGCAUCAACUCAGGUCGUGAGGAGGCCGUUGACUUCACCAAGCCGUUCAUGACACGGUACAUAACAGUUAUCCUAAAGAUCCCCCAGAGAAAGGUGUCCUACUUCGAAUUCCUCAACCCCUUGUCACUCACCGUCUGGGGCUGCACCCUCGCAGCUUUCGUAGUCGUCAGCUUCGUCCUGUACAUGUUGGAGAGAAUCGGUUCCACCAAACAGAGAACCAACCCCCAGAUCUCUGUCAGGGAGAGUUUCUGGUUUAUAUUCGGGUCCCUGCUGCAAGGCAACACUGACGCCUGCCCGAUCACAAUCCCAGGACGUAUUCUAACCAGCUCAUGGUGGUUCUUCGCCCUCAUAUUAAUCUCCUCCUACACUGCCAACCUCGCAGCUUUCCUCACGGUCAAGAAGAUCAACACCCCAAUCAAAUCUGUCACAGACCUGGCCCAGCAGACCAAGAUUAAGUAUGGAACGGUCAAGAACAGUGGCGUCAUGUCCUUCUUCGCCAACACAAACAUUGAGCAUUUCUCCAAGAUGUGGGCACAGAUGUCAGAGAUAGAACCUGAUUCCAUGGUAGACAAUACAACUGAAGGCUAUGGCAAGGUAACGGAUGGGAACUAUGCCUUUUUCUGGGACACCACCGUCAACAAGUAUAAGACAACCACAGACUGUGAUGUCAUGGAGAUAGGACCACCGUUCGACCCUAAGGGUUUUGGGAUAGGGGUUCCACCAGGGGCGACUUAUCUGGAAGAACUCUCCAUGACCAUACUGAAGCUCAGCGAUAGUGGCAUAUUGCAUGAACUGGAGAACAAGUGGUGGGGAAGCAGGAGCUGCCCGGACCCCGCCAAGUCGUCGUCGGAUGAGACGUCGGAACUCCAGAUUGAGAACGUGGCUGGCGUCUUCUUCAUCCUGGUCGGCGGUAUAGUGAUUGCAGGGUUGGCCUGUCUCGCGGAGUACUCUGCCAACCUCCUGCUCAAGGCCAACAAGAACAACAAGAAGGAUAAACCAGAUUUCACAGCAAACAGCAAAGAAAAGUCCAGUUUUCUAUGAGUGAACAUGGCACUGAUAGCAAUACAUACCACAUACCACGCGAGGAAAACCUCCUGAUUGGACGGAGAGACAACCUCAACGUCUGCGUGUCAUACUGAUGACUUCCGCUUAUACCGGAAGUCCGAGCUGAUGUCUCAAGGGGAAUCCAGUUUCGCUUUUCAUUCAAUGUUAGAUUUCAGGUUCCCGAAUCCAAACGACGUAUUCGGAAACUAUUCCAAUUUUGAUUAAUACUUUCCGGAAUGAGUGCUGAUUAAUACUGAGUUCAUACUGCAGUAUAUUCCUGUUAUUUCGGAAUUAUCCGAAAACGAAGCUGUUUGCUUUACUAUUCCCUUAUCUGGAUAACAUUAACAUGCCUAUUUCCUUAUUCGGAUUGUGUGGAUGUGGAUGUGCCUUGCAACAACCACGUGGCGUUCAACAAACUAACGACUUACAAACGCUUCAUCGUUGAAAGCUCAGGUCUCCUUGAGGAUGGUAUUUUUUAGUGUUUGAAGCAGAUAUUCACGUACGGUGUGUAAGUAUUUAAUGAUACAUUUGUAUAUGUAUUAUAUAAGUUAGUAUUGAUAAGUAUGCAGAUUUCAUAAAUGUUCAUUAUUUCUUUGUUUUGAGGCCUGGGUGGACUUACACAUAAGACACUUUUAUACUGAUCAGAUGUUUCUAUCAAAGACUUCAUUGUACUCUUUUGUAUAUACCUCGUACUGUGUUCGUCAGUUGUAAAGUGUCGGACAAAAGAAAGUACCCCCGUGUUUGAUGAAAGCUGAACAUGAAACAUACUAGAAAUGAUUAUUCGAUAGUGAUGGAUGGAUGGAAGCUUUCUGCAUUGUAACGUUUUAAUAGCGUUUGUGAACGUUUUUGUCAAAUCAAAUUUUCAAGUAUAUUCUUUUGCCCGACAGUUAAGUAGCACACUUAGCAUCUUCCUAAAGCAUUAUUGCACGUGACUUCUAAAGGUGUAUUGAUUUUCGUCAAGCGAGCUUCAUACCAAAGCACAGACCAUGGCGUGCGAACCACAAACUAUACUACUCUAAAGACGUAAAGGACCAUCCAAAUCCUUCAUGUUACAGAUGUUACUCUGUCAUGUCAUUACAUCUUUUGACUAGUAUAGUUGUUCAGUAUUGUGUUCCUGUUUUCUGAACAAUGUCGCUUGACUGGUUCCCUGACUGCGAAUGUGUGCAUAGAGGUAAUAGUUGCUGCGCAUUGGAAAGGUACAACCAGUUCAGUUAUGAUCCGGAGAAUAUAUUAAUCAUUGGUUUCGCCCGGAUAAAUCAUCAUCAACAUUCACGGGACUUUAUGCAAUAGAGUUUUAAAGAAGUGCACUGUUUAUAUGCAGCUGAUGCAUAAUUACUGUGUACCCAUGUGUGUGUGUGUAUAUAUAUAUACAUUUAUACUCAAACGGACCAUGAACAUAAAUUUGUUUAUAUAUCUGUUCUUUUAUGCACUUGAUGUGGCCUGUAUAAAAUACUUCUAAAUUAACCUGUAUAGCGCGUUUGAAGAGACAAUCGUGGAUCAUUGUGUGUUGCUAUAGCAGUUAGGGUCAAUGUUAUGUAGGUAUGAACCCCGGGAUCACGAAACAAUGACAGGCAGAAGCGGGGCGGGUGGCCAAAAAUUAUGGGUUGUUGUUUUUGCCAUUUGAACGUUAUUUAGAGGGACUGGUCAUUUGUUACAGGGGCGUCAUUAAAAAGGUUGCGUACGUAUAUUGGAGGAUUGGUGUUCCAUGAAGUGGAGAGUCGGCAAAAUAUGAUAAAGUCAUAAGAACUAUCGCACUGCCCGACUUAAAACUGUAAUUUUCCUGAAGUCAGAUUACACCAGAUUUGGCAAAGUACGUCAAGCACAAAUAAACGUGUCCAUUCCUCAAAUCGCGAGAUCAGUUUGGAAGUAAUGACUGGACAAGUCUUCAAAGUAAAAUCUUUAUUAAUGGUGAAGAUGCCUCGUCUCCAGUGCUCAACGUUGCAAAGUACCUCGGUAUAUAUAUAUAUAAGUAGUACCUAUACAACAACGACCCGUUCUGCUAAUUGUGGUUAAACCCGUCUGUAUAUCGCGAAUCACCAUGUACAUUUACCAUACUGUACACUCCCUGAUUUCCAGUUGCAUAUGAUCAGUCACACCUGGUCAGCGUGUACAGAUAGUAAGUAGAUCGUAUGUAUAUAUGUAGGUAUUGUCUGUGUGUAUGAUGUCUGCCUGUCCAGCAGACCAUGCUUCACCUCAACUGGACAGAUGGUCCAGCUGACCUAACAGUGGGGCACGUCAUCCGUCCCAUCCUCAUGCAUGUUUACCCACAAAUGAGCAAAAAAGCAGCUGUUUUCGCGAGGACUCGAUCAUGUUUCCUCACUUGUAUAAAGUGGUCAUAUGUGGUUUUCCUAGGUUUUCCGAAUUCCCAAAAAUUUCAGAAUUUUGAAAGUUGACGUGUCAGCUAUCAUGUUGCCAAUGUGAUCAGGGGUUGAAUUUUUUUCUUAAACAAUGUUCAGAUGGAAAAUUGUAUCCUAAAUCUACAAGUUGGGAAGUAGCAUUGUUUGUGAACGGUUAUUGUUCGGGAUGUAACAUAUUCAUGAGUGAAUGAAUAAUACAU
Messenger RNA from Haliotis rubra (blacklip abalone), 5565 nucleotides. RefSeq names its product glutamate receptor ionotropic, kainate 2-like. Gene Ontology annotation, biological process: modulation of chemical synaptic transmission; synaptic transmission, glutamatergic. The coding region runs from base 516 to 3005 and encodes 829 amino acids. The record is from RefSeq and is a predicted model, not a curated record. The transcript has 14 exons. Lineage: Eukaryota; Metazoa; Mollusca; Gastropoda; Lepetellida; Haliotidae. Gene Ontology annotation, cellular component: postsynaptic membrane; plasma membrane. Gene Ontology annotation, molecular function: transmitter-gated monoatomic ion channel activity involved in regulation of postsynaptic membrane potential; glutamate-gated receptor activity.